Diaporthe amygdali is the source of this 966-nucleotide messenger RNA. RefSeq lists its product as uncharacterized. The transcript has a single exon. Bases 1 to 966 code for a protein of 321 amino acids. Lineage: Eukaryota; Fungi; Ascomycota; Sordariomycetes; Diaporthales; Diaporthaceae. The record is from RefSeq and is a predicted model, not a curated record.
AUGGAUUCCAGCGACCCCCAAAGCGCUGCCUUCUUAGGCUAUGAUUUGUCUGCCUCCUCAUCCCCUUCUAAGCACCACAGGGGAGGCCGUGAAAACGGCUCAGAUAUUGCUCAAAAAGAUCUCACUCAAUCUUCACAGCACUUCAACGACUCUAGCUCCGACCACGAUUCAUGGUUCAGCUACCCAUCUCGUCACACCCUGCCUGAAAACGCAGCGAUGGCGGCACCUUUCGAAGUCUCCAAGCUCUGGCGCGAGGCCAUGCAGUGCGUAAGCAUCAAUGCGGGCCUCUACCCGAAGCAAAUCCUCCAGAAGUACUACAACCUGUAUCCCUCACAGGCCAGCAUCCACCCUGGCUACAUCGAACUCGACAUCUGGCGAUCUAAACGUGCGACAGUCCGCGGCACCAAGUACGUGCACAUUCGAUACCUCGACAACGACCCCGGCAAGAUUUACCUUAUGGUAAUCUUCGUGGACGAGGUCGACCCCAACACCAACAAGCCCAUCGUCCGACUCGUCACCAACACCUCGAUUCGACACGUGCUGGAGGAGCCGUGCGCGAACUGUCCUCUUUGGCUCAAGGUCCACUCGGACGCCGGACCGCAUGCAAAUUCGCCUUACCAGAUCAUACCAUGUUGCGACAAGUGGGUGGAAUCCGCUGACUUUGAGGCUCCCAUCUCCAGCGAGGAGAAGCAAGUCCCGGAGAUGGUAGCGAAGCUGAUCGAGGAGGUGCAGCGGAAGGCGCUCCUGCUGCAUGCGAAGGAGCGAGAGAUCGAGGCCAAGGAUGAUCAGCUUCGACGCCUGCGCGAGAUGAAAGACCACAGCUCGGAUGCUCAUGUUACCGACGCAGCCGUGGCACAGCCGCGGCAUCUGCUACCCACCUAUAAAGUCGAGUUCGGCACACCGGAGCAGUAUUGCUGGGCUACGGCUGUUUUGGCUAUCUUCUUGAUGCUGUGGCUUUUGAAGUGA